AUGUAUUCAUUUUGUGCAGCAACUGGUAGAUGUUCGUUUUCUGCAUUGCAAAGCUUUAUAUCGAGUGCACCUGGUUUACAAACUACCGGUCAAAGCCAAUUGAUGCAAGCUCCACCAGAAACAAACGUUGUGCUUGGUGGUUCUUAUAUUGUAGUCAUUUGUAUGAAUGGUUACACAAAUACGGGUGGUAAUUUAAAUAUAACAUGCUCGUCAAGUGGUUCAUGGAGUCCGUUUCCGAAUUGUGUCUUAAGUACGCAGACAACGACACUUUCUUCGAAUAGUGGAACAGCUUGUAAUUACAAUCCAAGCCUAUUGACAAUACCAAAUGGUUAUUCAAGUUCUUCAAAUGGUCUUAUGUUGCCGACUGCCACUCAAGCUGUAUCUGGAGCAUAUAUUACUUAUAUGUGUACACCACCGUAUUCUCUUAUAGGUAAUUCGAUGAUCACAUGUACAAAUGGAGUUUGGUCACCACAACCUGUUUGUGCCGCGUCCGGUCCAGGCAGUCUAACGACCAUACCAUCAUCAUUAAAAUGUACGGAGGUACCGAUUGUUGCUAAUAGUUAUGUAUCAUCGUCAACUGCCAUACAAUUUUCUAAUAAUGCAUACCAAAGAAGAGUUGAGUUCAAGUGUAAUCCUGGAUAUACAUAUGUAAGCACGUCAGGUCAACUUGUAGUAUGGUGCAUGAAUGGUGUCUGGGAUCGACUUCCUGUUUGUGUAGCGAGUCCUUCUUGUCCAGUCAAUCAAUUACAAUCAGCACUUGUUAAUGUGGAGAUAGUAUCAAGAUUACUUUAUGCUGGUAAUGGUGGUAUUCUUGCUGGUGGUUGGAUUCAACUUCGAUGUGCACCUGGUUAUAAUCUCAAACCAUUAUCUGGUUCUCUGAAUAUUACAUGUCUUUCAACAGGAGCAUGGUCACAAUUUCCUAUUUGCUCUAAAUAA
Messenger RNA from Rotaria sp. Silwood2, 936 nucleotides. NCBI's taxonomy places the organism in Eukaryota, Metazoa, Rotifera, Eurotatoria, Philodinida, Philodinidae. The record is from the annotation of a GenBank genome assembly.